Molecule: messenger RNA, 2880 nt
Organism: Emys orbicularis (European pond turtle)
Lineage: Eukaryota; Metazoa; Chordata; Testudines; Emydidae
Gene: SF3B2
Product: splicing factor 3b subunit 2
Exons: 21
Coding region: 1-2667 (888 amino acids)
Cellular component (GO): U12-type spliceosomal complex; nucleus
Source: RefSeq, a predicted model, not a curated record
AUGGCCACCGAGCACCCCGAGCCGCCGAAGGGGGAGCUGCCGCUGCCGGCCUACGGGGCCUGGGCGCCCGCCGAGCUGCAAGCGAAGUUGGCCGAGAUCGGAGCCCCGGUGCAAGGUAGCCGUGAGGAGCUGGUGGAGAGGCUGCAGACAUACACGCUGCAGACUGGCAUCGUGCUGAGCAGGCCGUCUCUUAGGGGAGAUGAUGGUGACAAGCCCACCCCACCCCCGAUACCUGGACAGCUCCCUGGGAUCCCCUUGCCCCCUCCCCCCAUGGGGAUGCCACCCAUGCAGCCCCCGCCACCCCCUCCUCCUCCCCCUGGCAUCAGCCUCAACUUCCCCAUGGGCGUGGGGCCCCCCCCGCCGCCCCCAGGCAUGGGGCCCCCCCUCCGCAUACAGAGCGUGGACCCCUCGGCUCUGUCAGAGGAAGAUCGUCUGAAGCUGGCGCAGCAGCAGGCAGCCAUGCUAAUGCAGCAAGAAGAGAGGGCGAAGCAGGUAAGGGGUGUGCUGCAGGCAGAGGUGCUCUCCCUCAGUGCUGGCCCCAGGGCUGCAGUCUUACUGGAACAGGAGCGACAGAAAGAGAUGGCCAAGCUGGCCCCCCCGGUGCCCAGACCCCCUCUGGAUGUGGGGCCUGUCAGACCCAUAGGACCAAGGCCCCCAAUGGUGCCACGAGGUAGUGCCCCUGUGGGACCGCCGCUGCCUGGAGUUCCUAUUGGUCCCCCUGGCCCAAGGCCGCGGGGGCCGCCGCCGCCUCCUGGGGAAGAAGGCCGAGAGACAGACGAUUCCACCAUUGGCCCCAAGAUCCCUCAGGCCCUGGAGAAGAUCCUGCAACUCAAGGAGAUCCGGCAGGAGGAGCUCAUAACCGUGCCUGUAGAUGACGAUAUGGAGACAGAUUUGAAGGCAUUGAUCAGUAUCUCUGCUUCAGAGACUGAGGAGGACAUGGCUCUGUCAAAGAAAGAGAGGAACCGUAAGCGCCGUAACCGGAAGAAGAAGAAGAAGGCACGUGUGGCAGCACAGGGCACAGAGGGCAAAGGGGAGAAGGAGUCUCAACGCACUGAGCCCAAAGACACCGAGUCAGUGGUGGAGAUUGAGUACGUCACUGAGGAGCCGGAGAUCUAUGACCCCAACUUCAUCUUCUUCAAGAGGAUCUUCGAUGCCUUCAAGCUGACGGAUGAUGUAAAGAAAGAUAAAGAGAAGGAGCCCGACAAGGCAGACAAGCCAGAGAGCGCAGCCGCACCCAAGAAGAAGGGCUUCGAGGAGGACCGGAAGGGCAGCGACGAUGACAGUUCCGAUGAUGAACAGGAGAAGAAACCCGAGGCCCCAAAACUGUCCAAGAAGAAGCUGAGACGCAUGAAUCGUUUCACGGUGGCAGAGCUCAAACAGCUUGUGGCGCGCCCGGAUGUGGUGGAGAUGCAUGAUGUGACAGCCCAGGACCCCAAGCUGCUGGUUCAUCUCAAGGCCACCCGCAACUCCGUGCCAGUGCCCCGGCACUGGUGCUUCAAGCGCAAGUACUUGCAGGGCAAGCGGGGCAUUGAGAAGCCGCCUUUCGAGCUGCCUGACUUCAUCAAGCGCACGGGCAUCCAGGAGAUGCGAGAGGCGCUGCAGGAAAAGGAGGAGCAGAAGACCAUGAAGUCAAAGAUGCGGGAGAAGGUUCGCCCCAAGAUGGGCAAGAUCGAUAUUGACUACCAGAAGCUGCACGACGCCUUCUUCAAGUGGCAGACCAAGCCCAAGCUCACCAUCCAUGGAGACCUCUACUACGAGGGCAAGGAGUUUGAGACGCGGCUGAAAGAAAAGAAACCAGGGGACCUGUCAGACGAGCUGCGCAUUGCCUUGGGGAUGCCCGUUGGCCCGAAUGCCCACAAAGUGCCACCCCCGUGGCUGAUCGCCAUGCAGCGCUACGGCCCACCUCCCUCCUACCCUAACCUGAAGAUCCCGGGCCUCAAUUCACCCAUCCCAGAGGGCUGCUCGUUCGGGUACCAUGCCGGGGGCUGGGGGAAACCCCCCGUUGAUGAGACUGGGAAGCCCCUGUAUGGAGACGUCUUUGGGACCAAUGCUUCUGAGUUCCAGACCAAGGCAGAAGAGGAGGAAAUCGACCGGACACCCUGGGGAGAGCUGGAGCCAUCAGACGAGGAAUCCUCAGAGGAGGAAGAGGAGGAGGAGAGCGAUGAGGAGAAGCCAGAUGAAACUGGCUUCAUCACCCCGGCUGACAGUGGCCUGAUCACUCCAGGCGGCUUCUCCUCCGUCCCUGCCGGCAUGGAGACUCCUGAGCUCAUUGAGCUGAGGAAGAAGAAGAUAGAGGAGGCCAUGGAUGGAAGUGAGACGCCCCAGCUCUUCACGGUGCUGCCAGAGAAGCGAACAGCCACGGUUGGGGGUGCUAUGAUGGGUUCCACUCACAUCUAUGACAUGUCCACGGUGAUGAGCCGGAAGGGGCCAGUGCCAGAGAUCCAGGGAGUGGAGGUGGCGCUGGCUCCUGAGGAGUUGGAGCUUGAUCCGAUGGCCAUGACCCAGAAGUACGAAGAGCACGUGCGGGAGCAGCAGGCCCAGGUGGAGAAGGAGGACUUCAGUGACAUGGUGGCUGAGCACGCAGCUAAGCAGAAGCAGAAGAAGAGGAAAGCACAGCCCCAGGACACGCGUGGGGGCGGCAAGAAGUACAAAGAGUUCAAGUUCUAGCCCCAUCCCCUUGGUUUGCAUCCCUUCUGUUUUUAACCCACUUGUUCCUGUCCCUGUGCUGUGGGGAGAGCCACACUCGCUGGCGCCCCCUGCUGCUCAGCCCCCUCCAACUGUUUUGUGUUUUUUUUUUUUUUUUUUUUUUUUUUUUUUUUUUUUUUUUUGUAAAUAAAAUCCUGGGUUCUGGGGCGAUACCCCUGCCUGGGUUCUCGCUCA